Messenger RNA from Stereum hirsutum FP-91666 SS1, 1071 nucleotides. Its product is annotated as NAD-P-binding protein. Bases 1 to 1071 code for a protein of 356 amino acids. Lineage: Eukaryota; Fungi; Basidiomycota; Agaricomycetes; Russulales; Stereaceae. The transcript has 2 exons. The record is from RefSeq and is a predicted model, not a curated record.
AUGCCCGCUCCCGGCACCUUCCCAACCACAUUCUACUCUCAAUGGACCACCACCCCCAGACUCGACCCUAAACUCUCCUUCACCGGCCAGACCAUCAUUGUCACCGGCUCUAACGUCGGCCUCGGUUUCCACGCCGCACAACAGAUUGCCCAACGCGGCGCGUCCAAGGUCAUCCUCGCCGUUCGGUCCGUCUCGAAAGGCGAGACCGCCGCCCAAGCAAUCCGUCACAGUUUCCCACCGUCUUCGCGCGAGAGCACGAUCGUAGAAGUCUGGCCGCUCGACCUUUCUCUGUACCAGAGCGUAAAGGACUUCGCUGCCCGAGCGAUAAACGAGCUGGAUAGACUGGACGUCCUGCUCGCGAACGCUGGUGUAGCGAAAUUGAAUUUCGAGCUCGUGUCCGAGCCGGAGGACGGAGGCGAACCCGACGAAGUGUCGAUCAAGACCAACGUUCUUUCCACGACCCUGCUCGCCUUGCUCCUUAUCCCUAAGCUGAAGGAGACGGCCGUGGAGUAUGGGAUUACACCUCGAUUGACUUUCACGUCGAGUGAGAUGGCAUUUGUGGCGAAGUUUGGAGAGUGGAAGGCGGCGCGGGGAAAGGUAUUUGGGAAGGACGGGGGGCUGGCAGAUCCGACGAAGCCAGAUAUGAUGGAUCGCUAUCAAUUGUCGAAAUUCCUCGAACUCGUCGCCGUCCGCGAGAUCGCAUUACGCAUCUCAUCCACUUCCACCGCCUCUCGACCACUCGUCAUAGUCAACGCCCCGACUCCCGGUUAUUGUGCCUCCUCCCUCGAACGCGACGUCGACGGUCUUCUCCUCCACGUCGCCGUGGGCCUCCUCGGUUUCGUCAUGCACAAACGCAAACCCGAGGUCGGCGCUAGGACGCUCGUACAUGCAGCUGGUAGUGCAGGGGUGGAAUCGCACGGAAUGUUUUUGAGGGACUGUAAAGUUUAUCCGUUCCCUUUGGAUCAUAAUAAGGGGCCGUGGGGCGAUGAGAAGACGUUGAGGAAGAGAGUUUGGGCAGAGAUUAUGGAGAAGUUGGAGAGGAUAGUACCGGGAAUUUCGAGCAGCAUCUGA